This is a messenger RNA of Lachancea nothofagi CBS 11611, 1380 nucleotides long. Lineage: Eukaryota; Fungi; Ascomycota; Saccharomycetes; Saccharomycetales; Saccharomycetaceae. The record is from the annotation of a GenBank genome assembly.
AUGGCGAUGGGAUUGUCUAAAGAAGAAUUACUUAACAGCCUAGAUGACUUGAAUCAAGAGAUCGAUGACUAUUUCGAAUUAAGCCUAGAGAAGGCCAAAGAGCGUUAUCGGUUAGUCCGCUACGGUCCUAAGAUCAAAGUAAUUGACAAGAUCGCAGAGAAAAAUGCAGCUGUUCGGAAUUGGAAAAGCGGCAUCAGGACGAAUUACAGCUUGUCAGAAUCCAGAUUCCGCAAAAUAUGGGAAUCGCUGCAGAAUAACCCCGAGCUAGAUUUGUGCACUGUAGCAGAUAGACUGGGUAAUAUUAGGCUGUUUCAAAUUCAGAAACUUGGCGCGAUACUGGAGAAUGUCAGUCUUUCUGUGAAUGAAGUAACUGUGCUGGAGGAGAACUUUCAGAGAUUCAGAGACACACUGAAGUCAAUGAAUGUGAGGGAAGAAACCUUUCGGAGUUUUUUGCAGUGGCAAAAAGGCCUAUGCGGCGAGGCUGAGAUCUUCGAACAAUUACCGAAACUUACGUGGAAUAACUACAAGUAUCAAUGGACCGGAAAUGCGUUCCGAGUAUGCAUUCCGACUAGAAACCUGAGCGUUUACACAGCUUAUUGCAAGUUUUACACUAAGCUGGGCGUAUGCACUAAUCCAAGCUGUAAAUUUGUUCAUGACCCGAGAAAUGUGUCCAUUUGUAAAGAUUUCUUGACGACAGGCCGAUGUAGGUACGGCCAGAAUUGCAGGUUAACGCACUCCCAAGGAAAUGAAUACGUGCAACCACAUUGCAAAAAGUUUACAGAGCACAAUUGCGAGUACGAGGUCGGUUCGGAGACUCAGCCGAUAGGAACUCAGCCGAUAGGAACUCAGCCGCACGAAACUCAGCCCGAAGCACUCACUUGUCGUUACAUUCACUCUCAGACCAUGAACUUGCAAUACCCGCUCUGCCGGCAGUUCGCACACAUGGCGUUUUGCUACCGGGGUCGCUACUGCCAGUUCCCGCACUUAAUGGAGUGCCCGGAUUGGCGCAGCAGCGGCCAGUGUUUUCUGGUGCAUUGCAAAUACCCGCACCGAGAGCUCUCCGAAGUGCAUCCAAUCACUGCUUCUGCCGCUACUUUGCCAUCAAAAACAUGCUCGCUACUUGACAUCCCCAACGAGGCGUAUCUGCUGCCACCGCUACGCAAAAGAGAUCCGCGCGCUGCUGCGGGCUCCUGGUACGGCAUGCGUUCGAGCCAGCAAUGCAUUAAUGUGAAGAAAACGGAACCUGCCACGGCACCAAGAGAAUCUAUACACCUACCGUUGGAAUCAUCGAGUGAUGACGAAUCUGAUACGAGCCACUCCAGCUCAGAGACUUACGAAUAUUCGGGCGAUGAGCUCGACGCGGAUUUUAUUAAGCUUUGA